This is a messenger RNA of Phalaenopsis equestris, 2359 nucleotides long. Its product is annotated as pentatricopeptide repeat-containing protein At1g10910, chloroplastic. The transcript is spliced from 10 exons. Gene Ontology annotation, molecular function: protein binding. The record is from RefSeq and is a predicted model, not a curated record. Lineage: Eukaryota; Viridiplantae; Streptophyta; Magnoliopsida; Asparagales; Orchidaceae. The coding region runs from base 134 to 2110 and encodes 658 amino acids.
GUGUCGCUGCAUACAUGUGUAGUGUGCUUAAAACUGUUAAUUCUAUCAUAGACACAUGCUGUAGGAAGUAGGACGGCGGCGCCUAACCGGAACUAGUUUCAUGGAAGUGUAAGUGGAAACUAGGUCUUCGAGAAUGCCAUCGUUACCGUUAUGUUCAUUGCCGCCAACCGCUACUGCUGCCAGCGUUUCAGUCGGCGGCCAUCUCCCUCCUCCAUGUCCUUCGCUCCCCUCCUGCGGUCACCGAAUGAGUAGCCGCCGAUUAGCUCUUUCCGUCUCAAAAACCCCAGGUGACACGACCGUUUCUUCUUCUUCAUUUCGCGAGGCUUCUCCAGUCAGUACUUUCUCUGUAAGACGAGCGGCCAUCGCCGAAGUGAAGGAAUCUGCAGACCUGGAAGCUUCUCUCUCCAGGGUUAAGGGAAUACUGCGAGUUCAUGAUUUAAACAUCAUUUUGCGAUAUUUUGGAGAGUCACGAUGGUGGCGAGAAGUUAAUCAGCUUUUUGAUUGGAUGCAAAAGAAUGAGAUGCUUAACUUUGCAUCGUAUAGCAGUUUCAUCAAAUAUAUGCGAAUAAGCCGUAAUCCCAUAAAAGCUCUUCAAGUUUAUGAUAGUAUUGCCGAUAAAUCAACAAAAAUCAACUUGUCCAUUUGUAACUCAAUUCUUGGAUGUAUGUCACAAAAUGGAAGAUUUAAAAGCAGUCUGAAGUUGUUCAGUAAGAUGAAGGAUGAAGGUUUAUUGCCGGACUUGGUCACAUAUAGUACGCUUUUAGCAGGUUGUGGCAAAGAGACAGAUGGUUAUGCAAAAGCAAUGCAGCUAGUUCACGAGCUUGAGAGUAGCGGCUUUAGCAAGGAUGCUGUAAUCUAUGGCAGCCUUAUAUCGACUUGUGCUUCAAACAAUCUAUGCGAAAAAGCUGAGGAGUAUUUCAAUCAGAUGAUUGUUGAGUGCUGUAGUCCUAACAUAUUCCAUUACAGCUCUUUGCUGAAUGCUUAUUCUGUAAGCAGAGAUUAUUUGAAGGCUGAACAACUAGUAAGAAAUAUGGAAUCCUCUGGAAUAGUGCCAAAUAAGGUUAUUUUAACCACUUUAUUAAAGGUUUACGCUAGAGGUGGUCUUUUUGAAAAGUCACGUGAACUCUUAGCGGAAUUAGAGGCUCGUGGUUAUGCUGAGGAUGAGAUGCCUUACUGUUUAUUAAUGGACAACCUUGCAAAGGCUGGGCGAAUGGAAGAUGCAAGGGAAGUAUUUAGAAAGAUGAAAGAAAAUAAAGUGAAAUCAGACGGCUUUGCCCACAGUAUCAUGAUUUCUGCAUUUUGUCGAGGUGGGUUGCUGCGAGAAGCAAGGCAAUUUGCUAAGGACUUUGAGGAAAAUUUUGAAAAAUAUGAUCUUGUUAUGCUAAAUACCCUGUUAAGGGCUUACUGUAAUGUUGGAGACAGAGAUAGGGUGAUGAAAAUGCUCAGAAAAAUGGAUGAAUGUGCAAUAUCACCUGAUUGGAAUACAUUCCAUAUCUUAAUCAAGUAUUUUGCUAGAGAGAAACUAUUUCAUCUUGCUUAUCGAAGUGUUGAAGACAUGCACAGCAAAGGGCACAAGUUAAAUGAGGGCCUUUGCCUAUCUCUUAUUUUACAGUUGGCUAAAGCUGGUUUUCCUUCUGAAUCAUUUUCUGUAUACAAUAUGUUGAGAUUCAGCAGUAGAAACGUGCGCAAAUCCCUUCAUGAGACAAUGCUAAACAUAUUAGUUGAAGCAGGUCACCUGAAAGAUGCUUACGUAAUAGUGAAGGAUAACAUGGAGAUGAUAUCUACCCGAUCUUUGGAGAAAUUUGCUGCAUCAUUUAUGAAAUCUGGCAACAUUAAUUUGAUUAAUGAUGUUGUCAAAGCUUUCCAUUGCUAUGGGCACCAUGUGAACGCUGAGAUAUUCCAUGAAGCUAUUUCACGUUACAUAGGAAAACCUGAAAAGAAAGAGCUUCUUUUGAUUAUGUUGAAAUGGAUGCAAACACAUGGUUAUGUGGUGGACUCAACAUCUAGGAACUUGCUUCUAAAAAAUUCUCAUCUUUUUGGUCCGAACCAACUUAUAGCAGAAAUAUUGUCUAAGCAGCAAGCUUCAAGAAUGCAAAGAAGCUACAAGUGAAGCAGUUUUGGUGGGUGUAACUAUUUCCCUUUGUUAUUACUUCACAAUUUUAUCUUAUAGAAUCGCUUAGCUGAUGAAAGAAGGGUUGGCCUUACUUCAGCUGAUUUUAUUUUGUUUGUGCUAAUGAUCAGUUAUGUGCGCCGGCAUGAGGUUGUAGUGGAACAUUUAAUUCUAUAAUAUUCUCUAUACAAUUGUUACUUAAAUGAAAAAAAAAGACUAAAUUGGAAUGCUCUUGCAGCUUCAAUCUUU